AUGAGCUUUAUACCAUCUUCAUCGGGAUCAGUCAACGGCCGCGGCGCACACCCCAAUGGAAGCGCCGCAAACACAAACGGCGACGUUCCCAAAUCCACAGAGGCAUACGAAAACAAUGGCAGCUCACCAUCAUCCUCGACAUACCCUAUGAACGGUUUCUCCCACCCGACGCCAUACCAGUCUUCACACAACGAGGAAAUCGUGAAUCAUCUGUAUCAUUCAGGAUUCCAAACAGGGAAUUAUGCUGACACGACUUUGCAUGUGCGCCAAAAUGUAUACCGCCUACACGCGAUCAUCUUGUCUCGUUCGCCAUAUCUUGCCCACUCCAUGUCCACUUCUCCACAAACGACCGGACAGCGAAUGAUAUACGUUAACUUAGAUCAAGAGCCGGAAGUAACGCAGGAGGGUUUUGCUAUAGCCCUGGGGUUCCUUUACUCAUCCAUUUCUCUAAAUCUUGUUCGAUCCGAAAAUGCGCGAGCUGUCUUGGCUGCUGGAUGUUUGCUUGGUGGGACGGAGGAGCUUUGCAGCUUCGCCUAUGAUGUAUGCAGACAAUCCCUUUCUGUGGAGACCAUCGGCGGUUGGCUCGAGUUCAUUGACUCGACGACGGUCUCGACAGAUGGCUCAGUUACGCCCGACAUUUCUUCGACCGUGUUUGGACACUAUGCCCAGAGGCUGAGGGAUGAUGUAUUCCAUUUCCUCGUGGUCACGCUUCCUGAAGUUCUGGAAGUCGCCCAGCGAGCCGGACAAGAAUCCAAUGUUAACCCCGCUGGGCGUGACGUUUUGCUGCAAGUAUAUUCCCAGGUUCCUUUUGAGAUGUUCAAGACGGCGGUCGAAUCCCAGACGUUUGAGAUUGGACCGGUCCAGGCUCGGUUUAAAUUCGCCAAGGACGCUAUUGAACUGCGUAAGCGUGGGAUUGCACGGGGAGUCGGGGCGGAGGAGACGGUCGUCCUAGCGUUUGGUGGAGGGAAUAAUCUCGGGGACCAUUCUGUGCAUGUGACGCGGAAGAUGCGCAAACGGCCGUUGUGGAAGGUCAAUACUUAG
Messenger RNA from Laccaria bicolor S238N-H82, 1041 nucleotides. RefSeq lists its product as uncharacterized. The coding region runs from base 1 to 1041 and encodes 346 amino acids. Lineage: Eukaryota; Fungi; Basidiomycota; Agaricomycetes; Agaricales; Hydnangiaceae. The record is from RefSeq and is a predicted model, not a curated record. The transcript has 7 exons. Gene Ontology annotation, molecular function: protein binding.